Molecule: messenger RNA, 1178 nt
Organism: Xenopus laevis (African clawed frog)
Lineage: Eukaryota; Metazoa; Chordata; Amphibia; Anura; Pipidae
Gene: wnt7b.L
Product: Wnt family member 7B L homeolog
Biological process (GO): cell differentiation; Wnt signaling pathway; neuron differentiation
Cellular component (GO): extracellular region
Molecular function (GO): cytokine activity; frizzled binding; signaling receptor binding
Source: RefSeq, marked provisional
CGUUUCUGCUCACUUGGAUGGAUCGUCCCAUUGUGUAGACCAUGCACAGACACUUCCGCAACUGGAUCUUCUAUGUCUUUCUCUGCUUUGGGAUCAUCUACAUGAAAUUAGGAGCUUUAUCAUCCGUGGUGGCUUUGGGAGCGAACAUCAUCUGCAAUAAAAUCCCAGGGCUGGCGCCUCGGCAAAGAGCGAUCUGUGAAAGCCGACCAGAUGCCAUCAUAAUUAUUGGCGAAGGGGCACAAAUGGGAAUCAAUGAAUGUCAGUACCAAUUCCGCUACGGGCGAUGGAACUGCUCGGCGCUGGGGGAAAGAACGGUCUUCGGUCAAGAGCUGCGAGUAGGAAGCCGGGAAGCCGCAUUCACGUACGCCAUCACUGCUGCUGGAGUUGCCCACGCUGUGACAUCCGCAUGCAGCCAGGGCAACUUGAGUAACUGCGGCUGUGACCGGGAGAAACAAGGCUACUAUAACCAGGAGGAAGGCUGGAAGUGGGGAGGCUGCUCGGCUGACAUUAAAUAUGGCAUCGAUUUUUCCAGAAAAUUUGUAGACGCUCGAGAAAUCAAGAAGAAUGCGCGGAGGCUCAUGAACUUGCACAACAAUGAGGCGGGAAGAAAGGUGCUGGAAGAAAGGAUGAAACUGGAGUGCAAAUGUCAUGGUGUUUCGGGCUCCUGUACCACAAAAACCUGCUGGAACACGUUGCCUAAAUUCCGAGAAAUUGGAUUUGUCCUAAAGGAGAAGUACAACGACGCGGUGCACGUAGAGGUGGUGAGAGCCAAUCGCUUACGGCAGCCCACCUUUCUGAAGAUCAAAAAAGUCCGAAGUUACCAGAAACCCAUGGAGACGGACUUGGUCUACAUUGAGAGGUCCCCCAACUACUGUGAGGAGGACAGCGCCACUGGGAGUGUGGGGACGCAAGGACGGCUUUGUAACCGCACUUCUCCAUACACUGAUGGCUGUGACCUUAUGUGCUGUGGGCGUGGCUACAAUACCCACCAGUAUACGAAAGUUUGGCAAUGCAACUGUAAGUUCCACUGGUGCUGUUUUGUGAAAUGCAAUACCUGCAGUGAAAGGACAGAGGUUUUCACCUGCAAAUAAGGCACUCCGGUGACAGUCAUUGGAAAGGCAUGGACCAUUGUGGCGUCAUUUUGCACACUUAAUAAUUUUCUUUGCCAUAGAAAAUUA